CGCACGUGCGCACCAGCGUCGUCUGCGCGAGCUUCAGAGCAGCUAUGGAAAGUCCUGAUGUGUGGGUUGGUUCCUGGAGGCCUCACAGACGGAGGGGUCCUAUUGCUGCGCUGUAUAGUGGCCCCGGGCCCAAGUAUGCCCUCCCAGGGGCUACAGGUAUAGAUGGGCAUGACCCACGGAAAUUGAAAGCUCCUGCUUAUAGCUUUGGAAUACGGCAUCGGCAGUUAAGAGAGAGCUGCUCGCCCGGACCUGGAUACCUUGUACCCUCAAAUAUCACCAGAAUUGGAUGUGCUGGCAACCCUGUUUAUUCGCUAUACAGUCGACCCAAAGAUCCUCAGCUCUUCCAGACCCCAGGACCAGGUACUUAUCGCCCUGAGGAAGCGGUGAAGACAACUUUAUCCUCUGCCCCUGCAUACUCGCUGUCUGCUAGGACCAAAUUGUUCCGCAAAGAUCAAACACCAGGGCCUGCUGCGUACAUGCUUCCUCCAGUGCUGGGACCAGUAUCAGUGGGUAAAAAAUCUGCUCCGAAUAUCUCUCUAAGUGGCCGCAGCAAAAUAGGCAGCUUUCAUGAGGACUUGAGAAAAACUCCAGGUCCUGGGACGUAUAGGGUUGUGGAUCCAAACAUUUACAGAUCAAAAACCCCACAGUAUAGCAUUAUUGGUCGCAACAGCUUGCCUGGUGAUACAAGCCAGAAGCCAGGGCCUGGAACUCAUUAUCCAGAACAGGUGACUUUUACAAGAUCCAAAGCUCCCAGCUUCUCUUUUGGUAUUCGUCACUCUGAGUACAUUGCACCGCUGAUUUCGGACAUCAAUGAAUAACUACCAUCUCUAUUCCUAUCUAGUAAAAUGACUAUUAAGCAGCAGAGACUUACUUAGUAACUCUGCAACACUUUGAAUAAACUGUUAGACCCUCUACAGGUUAGUCAGCAUGCCACUUUACCAUCUAUCUUAUAUAAUGGUCAGCUUAGUUUUCUGACACGGGGUCUAGCUUGCAGCUAAAUCUAAUAAUUUGCAUCUUUCUAAACAAAACUGACAGCAUGGUCCAGUUUUCUUAAAUACAGUAUGGUCAGAAAUGUAGCUAGUGCAAACAGUACUGGUCAGUGACAUUGCUAUAUAUUGUCUCUUUGUUUCUUAUUUUGUUUUUUAAACUAAGUGGCUUGUAAGUAGUUAAAUUACAAUCUAUGUAAGUGGAGUAGCAGGUUAUUCAUCAUUUGAUUUUCUAA
This is a messenger RNA of Clarias gariepinus (North African catfish), 1222 nucleotides long. Its product is annotated as outer dense fiber protein 3-B-like. The coding region runs from base 45 to 818 and encodes 257 amino acids. The transcript is spliced from 7 exons. The record is from RefSeq and is a predicted model, not a curated record. NCBI's taxonomy places the organism in Eukaryota, Metazoa, Chordata, Actinopteri, Siluriformes, Clariidae. Gene Ontology annotation, cellular component: cytoskeleton.